AUGACCACAUAUGAAAAGAUUGUCAAGGGUGCUACUAAAGUGAAGGUAGCAGCCCCUAAACCGAAAUAUAUUGAACCCAUAUUAAUGGCUACAUCGUUGGAUCAUUCCCUUAUUUCUAAAGAGAACUUCAACACUAUAAUGAGAACAUUACAAGCACGAUUACACGACAGUUCAUGGUCGGUUGUUUAUAAAGCCUUGAUUGUGAUUCAUUUGAUGAUCAGAGAAGGGGAUAAAAAUGUGACGUUAGAUUAUUUAAGCAACCAAGCAUCUCCAAAUAUUUUAAAUUUGAACAAUAAUAAUAUCAUCAAAAACAGCAAUAGUUUCAGUUCUGAUAUCAAAUUUAUUACCAGAUAUGCCAAAUAUUUACACACUCGAGUCAAACAGUUUGAAUCAACGGGUGUGGAUUAUGUUAGAGAUGAAAGGUCAAAUAACAAUACCAAUCAACAAGGUGGAAGAUUGAGAUUACUUGAAGUGGACAAAGGUUUGUUAAGAGAAGUUGAAAGCGUCCAGAAACAAAUUGAUUCAUUAUUGAAAAACAAUUUCAUGGAAAAUGAGAUAAAUAAUGAUAUCGUAUUGACUGCAUUCAGAUUAUUGGUCAAUGAUUUGUUGGCUCUUUUCCAAGAAUUGAACGAAGGUGUCAUAAAUAUCUUGGAGCAUUAUUUUGAAAUGUCAAAAGUUGAUGCUGAAAGAUCUUUAAAGAUAUACAAAAAAUUUGUAGAUCAAACUAAAUUUGUCAUUGAUUAUUUGAGAGUGGCCAAGCAUUUGGAGUAUGCUACCAAGUUGCAUGUUCCAACUAUCAAACAUGCACCUACAGCUUUGACGAGUUCCUUAGAGGAGUAUUUAGAUGAUCCGAACUUUGAAAUUAAUCGAAGACAAUAUUUAGCAGAAAAAAGAGGAAAAGAGAAUGUCGGCCUGAAACCAACCCAAUCUAUAUUUAAUAAGAAGAAUAGUAAGAAUGAAUCUACCGAACAACAACAACAACAACAACAACAAUCAGCCGAGAAAAAACACCAAUUACAAAGCACUAGUAGUGAUUUGAAUAGACAUAGUUCAUUGGUUGUACAGCAGACUUAUAAUCCAUGGAAUACUAUGUUUGUUCCGAUUGUUGGAAUUGUGGAUCCCCUGCAACAAGACCAGGCACAACAGCAAGCUUUGCAGCAACAGGCUCAGCAGCAAGUAUUACAACAGCAGGCCCCACAGCAGCAACAGGCAUUGUUUUCGCAAUUGCCAUCCAUUUCUCAAGGUCAAACUUUGCAGUCUACAUUUACUGGUGUUGGAUUUGGAGGAUAUGGCUCACAACCACAACAGUUACAACCGCAGCAUACAAACCCAUUUAUUCAACCUACUUCGCAAUUACAGCAACCACAACAGCCGCAACAACCAAUAGGGUUACAGAGGUCCAACACAAACCCAUUUUCAAGUAUGGCGACAGGUCAACAUCAACUUUCGCAACAACAGUUUGCUCAGCCAUAUGGCCAACUGAAUUUGAACCAGCAACCGCAACCGUUACAAGCACAGUCGACUAACCCAUUUGCUAAUACAAGAUUUGCAUCUGCUAGUCAUACCACAGCAUUUACAAUGGAUAAUGGAUCAAUUCAACAACAACAACAACAGCCUCAAAAAAUACAAGCUAGUGCAACUGGUAAUAAUCCAUUUAAAGUAUCCCAAACUACACUGCAGUUAUUUGAUAAUUAUGCACAUAACCAACAACAGCAUCCACAUCAACAAUUGAAACCACAAGCUACAGCUGGUGGGUUGGAGCAUUUGCCCACCAUUCCAGUUUUCCCGGAGACUCAACAAGAAGCCCAAAAACAGUUUUAUUUUCAAAAUGCACAAACUGGGCUAUACAGCCAAGCAUUUCUGUCACAACAGCAACAACAACAAGUGCAACAAUAUAACAAUCAUGAUGGUCCAAGCUUAAUUUGA
Molecule: messenger RNA, 1926 nt
Organism: Candida dubliniensis CD36
Lineage: Eukaryota; Fungi; Ascomycota; Pichiomycetes; Serinales; Debaryomycetaceae
Exons: 1
Coding region: 1-1926 (641 amino acids)
Biological process (GO): clathrin-dependent endocytosis; vesicle budding from membrane; clathrin coat assembly
Cellular component (GO): clathrin-coated pit; clathrin-coated vesicle
Molecular function (GO): clathrin heavy chain binding; phosphatidylinositol-4,5-bisphosphate binding; 1-phosphatidylinositol binding
Source: RefSeq, a predicted model, not a curated record